CGCCCGGGCCGCGGCGGCUCCGGCGAGAUGGCGGCCGCGGGGCUGUGCCGGUGCCGGGCGCUGCUGGCCCGCCCUGCCCCGCCUCUGCGGGCGCUGGGCGCCGUGCGGGGCCUCGCCGCGGGGCCGGAGACACACUUCGGUUUCCAGACCGUCAGCGAGGAGGAGAGGAGGGAGAAAAUUUACCAGGUCUUCGAAAGCGUGGCCAAAAAAUAUGAUGUAAUGAACGAUUCAAUGACUCUAGGGAUUCAUCGAGUGUGGAAGGAUAUCCUCGUGCAUAAAAUGAACCCUUCCCCAGGAACACUUCUUCUUGAUGUUGCUGGAGGAACAGGUGACAUUGCCUUUCGCUUCAUUAACUACGUCCGCUCUGCACGAGAGCGCCAGCUCCAGCGGAAGCUCAGACACCAGCAGAAUUUAUCGUGGCAGGAGAUUUCUGAGAGUUACCAGGAAGACAAAUCUAAUUCACUCGGGGAUUCCCAAGUGGUGGUCUGUGACAUUAACAGAGAAAUGCUAAAAGUUGGGAAGCAGAAAGCACAGCGUCUUGGCUACUCUGAAGGUUUGUCCUGGGUGCUUGGAAAUGCUGAAGAGUUGCCCUUUGAUGAUGAUAAGUUUGAUGUUUACACAAUUGCCUUUGGAAUCCGAAAUGUAACUCGUAUUGAUUUGGCACUUCAGGAGGCCCAUCGUGUGCUGAAACCAGGAGGAAGAUUUCUCUGCCUUGAAUUUAGUCAUGUCAGCAACCCCCUUCUUUCCAGGCUCUACGAUCUGUACAGUUUCCAGGUUAUCCCUGUUCUGGGUGAGGUUAUUGCUGGUGACUGGAAGUCUUACCAGUAUCUCGUGGAGAGCAUCCGACGUUUCCCCCCUCAGGAGGAGCUGAAAGCAAUGAUAGAAGAUGCAGGGUUUUUUAAAGUGGAUUAUGAGAAUUUAAACUUGGGCAUUGUUGCCAUUCACUCAGGUUUCAAACUGUGACUCUGCUUUGCAGCAAAGCACAAGAAGUGUGCUUUUCCUGAGGAUAUUUAAACUCCAUCAAGAUCGAAAAGGAGUUUUAAGGACUUGUACAACAGAUACUUAAUCAGCAGUCAGACCCACAACAUCAGCUACCUUUUUCCCCAGAAGAAACCUGUUGAUGCAGUGAUGCCUGUGGCAUUUAUUGUACUUAACACUUGCACUUCUCUUCAAUGUAAAGGAUGGGGCUGAAACAGCCAUGCUCACAAAUGAAGAAACCUCAGUUACCAGAGGUGUAGAUAGACUGACUAGUCUUCAAAGUAGCUGCCUCCUCUCUUUUUUUUUUUUACUAAGCUUUAAGGAGGAUAUCAUACCAGUGAGAAGUAGCUUGGAUUUAUUUAUUUUUAUUAAGCUGAUAAUAUCUAUGUCAUUUGGACUCUAAAGGAUUUUUUUUCCAUUAUUCCUUUACUUCUUUGAAAGGCAAAUGUAAGGCUUGUGAAAGAAAACAGCUCUGCAUCAAUUUUUUCCACUUCAGUCAAUAUUUUAACAUUCAUUAAAAAGAAUCUGCAUAACUA
Molecule: messenger RNA, 1514 nt
Organism: Apus apus (common swift)
Lineage: Eukaryota; Metazoa; Chordata; Aves; Apodiformes; Apodidae
Gene: COQ5
Product: coenzyme Q5, methyltransferase
Exons: 7
Coding region: 28-963 (311 amino acids)
Biological process (GO): ubiquinone biosynthetic process
Molecular function (GO): methyltransferase activity
Source: RefSeq, a predicted model, not a curated record